CGUGGGGCGGGCGGCGGCGGCGCCGUUAAAGGCCGACAGCGGCGGCGCGGCGCGGGAAACGCGCAGCGGCUGUGUUCGGCGCCGGCGGGGUAGCGAGGCAGCGGCCGUUCCAGCCACUCUCCCACCCACCAUGUCGGGUACCCGGGCGUCCAACGACCGCAGCAGCCACUCCGGCGGCGGGCUCAAGCGGGCGCGCAGCGAGCCGGGCGGUAACAAAGUGACGGUGGUGCUGGGGGCGCAAUGGGGGGACGAAGGCAAGGGCAAGGUGGUCGAUCUGCUGGCCACUGAGUCGGAUAUUGUGUGCCGGUGCCAGGGUGGGAAUAAUGCAGGCCAUACUGUAGUUGUUGAUGGAAAAGAAUAUGAUUUUCACCUAUUUCCUAGUGGCAUCAUUAAUCCAAAGGCAAUUUCUUUUAUUGGUAAUGGAGUGGUUAUACAUUUACCAGGCCUGUUUGAAGAAGCUGAAAAGAAUGAGAAGAAAGGUUUGAAAGAUUGGGAGAAAAGACUGAUUAUAUCAGAUAGAGCACAUAUAGUGUUUGACUUUCACCAGGCUGUAGAUGGGCUCCAGGAAGUGCAACGUCAAGCACAAGAAGGAAAAAAUAUUGGCACAACAAAGAAGGGAAUUGGACCAACUUACUCUUCCAAAGCUGCACGCACAGGCCUUCGAAUUUGUGACCUCCUUUCUGACUUUGAUGAAUUUUCUUCAAGAUUUAAAAAUCUGGCACAACAAUACAAGUCAAUGUUUCCCACACUGGAAAUAGAUAUAGAAGGACAAUUGAAAAAGCUAAAGGGAUAUGCUGAAAAAAUAAGACCCAUGGUUCGAGAUGGCGUGUACUUUAUGUAUGAAGCUCUUCAUGGCUCCCCAAAGAAGAUUCUUGUUGAAGGAGCCAAUGCAGCAUUACUAGAUAUUGACUUUGGCACGUAUCCUUUCGUGACUUCAUCGAACUGCACUGUAGGUGGUGUAUGCACUGGACUUGGUGUUCCUCCCCAGCAUGUUGGUGAUGUUUACGGUGUGGUGAAGGCAUAUACUACUCGAGUGGGAAUUGGAGCAUUUCCCACUGAGCAGAUUAAUGAAAUUGGAGAUCUUUUACAGUCCCGUGGCCAUGAAUGGGGAGUAACUACAGGCAGAAAGAGACGCUGUGGCUGGUUAGAUCUUGUCAGUUUGAAAUAUGUUCAUAUGAUCAACGGAUUCACUGCUUUGGCGUUAACAAAACUGGAUAUUCUUGAUGUCCUUGAUGAAAUUAAGAUCGGUGUUGCUUACAAACUGGGAGGAAAAAGAAUUCCGUAUUUUCCAGCUAAUCAAGAGAUACUACAGAAGGUGGAAGUAGAAUAUGAAACAAUGCCUGGCUGGAAGACCGACACAACUGGUGCACGAAAAUGGGAGGACCUCCCACCCAAGGCCCAGAAUUACAUCCGCUGUGUGGAAAACCAUGUUGGAGUGCCAGUUAAAUGGGUCGGAGUUGGAAAAUCAAGAGAGUCAAUGAUCCAGCUAUUUUAAACAAACGAAGAACUUCCAUGAUGAGAAGAACAAUUUAGAGUUCAUCUGUUCCUUACUGCCUCCUCUUUAAAUGGAGAUGCUGUUUAAAACCAACAUAUUCUAGGAAUUAAAUAGAAACAAAACAUAUAUUCUGUAACGUUUUAUUUAUCUUUAAUUUCUCAGUAAAUUCAUCAAAAAAAUUGGAUCAUCAUCAAAAAAAAGGGAUAAAGUAUUCUUAACAAAAUAAGGAAAAAAUAUUUUUUAAAAAUUUGAGUCAUGUUACCGUUUGAAAGUAUUUUACAUCCAUAUAGAGUUAUUUCUUCUUGCUGAAACCAGUAUUAAGCCUUUUUCCAGUAGUUACUGGGUAAGUUUGGGAUUGUGAAGCUUGGAUUUGUUCUUCAACUUCAAAUGUUAAAAUGUCUGUGUAUCUGGGUUGGCAGUACUGAGUCAGAUACCAUGUACUUAAAUCAGUUGGAUUAUACAGAUUUUCAGUUCCUAAAAUACAGUAAAGUUUGGUAGAACUUUAUGGGUGUUCUAAUUUUUGACUGCACAAAGCAAAGCAGAGUUGUGUGUAAUCUUUAUAUCACGAUUUUUUAAUAGCCCUAAAGUGGAUGGAGUGCAGCUGAAGUAUUUUUAUCACAGAGCCUAUCCCCAUAUGUGAGAUAACAUCUAUAGAGGGGCCAAACUGGGGAAAGUUGACCUGUCUAAUAAUUCUUUCAAAUAUCCUAUGUACUGACAGACAAUCCCUGUGGACACUGUCAGAUGUGCAGUCUUUAUUUUGUGCAGUAGGGAAGGACUGAGUGAAGGUGGAAGGAAGAGUGUCCUCAGGGUACAAAACACAUGGGAGGGUGGAGCUGAGACAGCACACUAUGUUUGCUCAGCCAGCCUGAGGCUUUCCUUCCUGCAAAGUGCAGUGAUUGUAAUUUCCAAAGUUUUACUGUAGUUCUCUGUUGAGGAACUCAGGACUUGUGGCUCUGUAAGGCACACUUGUUUCCACAGCACCUAGGUUUCCAAGAAUAAAUCAAUGCAUGACUCAAUGAUGACUGCUGCAGUAUUUACACCCCUCACACAUUUUGACCUUCCUCAGCAAAAUGUAAUGCCUAUUUAUAGAAGGGGAUGACAUGUGGCAGCCAGGGCUGGGACACAUAGAAGCCAUGGAGAGGUCCCAGAAUCUUCACGAAUACGCUUGGAUUUCUUUGUGGAUCUUCUAAUUUAUAGUAGUCGUACAUCAAGAGCUCUCAAAAGAGGCCUACCUCUUGUAAAGGAAAAAGAAUACACUAGAAAUAGAGUUAUUCCCUAACUGCAGAAUUUUCACAGUAAAUGUUCCUUUCCUAUAUAUGUCUCAGAGAGCUAGAACAAUAUUUUUGUAUCAUUCCCAGAGGCUGUGGAAAUGGCAUCACAACCCCAGUUAUGCGAUUAUGUAGUAUGUGAAAAUACCCUUUUUCUGAGAUAAUAACUGCAGGGAUACAAAGUGAUGACAUUCUUUGCAUCCAACAUGGGGGAAAAAGAAAAACCUACCCGGAAUAUCUUCGUCACACUCAUCCCCUUUGUCUUUUCUCGCUCAAUAUUAAGUAACAGUUAAUGUUCAAACCCAUUUGUGCCAAGAAUAAUUACAAAAGUACCAGUACAAGCACACAGCAAGCACUAAAUUUAACUGUUUAGGGAUGUAUUGCUGCUUGUAAGGCAGAAUUCUUACACUUUCCAGCUGCAGAGCAGUCUCUUCAUACCCCAGUUCAGCACAGGCUGUGGCUUUAUGCCACAAGCAAAUAUCCUUUCUCUCUUAAAAAAAGAUACAAAAAGACCCCAGCCCAAAGCCGUGAAUCCUAAACUCAGCUAUAACUCCAUUGUUGUUGAUCUUUGACAAGUUGUUUAAUCUCUGUGCUACUGGUUUUUCAAUCUGUGAAAUGACAAUUAGGAAUACCUCCUCACCUCUUCUGUACUGUUUUUUGGAGGUCUGUGGGUCAAGCCCUGCAGUCCUUGGUCUGACAUCGAGGAAGCUGUCAGCUUCGAAUUUAUGGGCAUUCUAAUGAAAAAGCAAUGAGAUUUCUGACCUUCCUUAAUGUUUGCAAAGCACUUCUAAAAGGUGCCUGGUAAGUGCUAAUUACUACAAGCACUGUGAAAUGUGCCUCAUUUACAUGAGGUUAUUUAAGCAUAAAGAUGCUUGGAGGUACAGUAAUUAAGUUUUGUUUUCACAUGGCUUAACCUUGUGACGCUUGUUUACUGGAUGAUCUAGACUGUUCCUUUUCUUGGCCCCAUCUUCAUCUGUGCAUUUGUGCUAGGAGGUUGCCAUUAUAUUUAAGCUCUGGUUGAUUUAUAGGUGAAGUCCACAAUGACUAACAAGCCACUCGGAGUGCUGAGUAAGUGGAAUAAACAAACAGCUCUAAAUGAAGUAUUUGGCAUAUUGAAAAUAUUAGUUUUUAUAGCUUAAUUUUCACAGGAUUACUUGCUCUUUUUCACGUAUUUUUAUUUUCUAUUCAGUAAUUUUUCAAUUAACUCUCCAUUAGGUCCACAUUGCCUGUCUUUGCGUUCAAGGAUUCAUCAAAAAACCAGUAAUAUUGUCAGUGGGCAUGAUGUAAUAGGCAAUUAUCCUGUGACUUACUCUGUUAUCAUAAAAAUAAUACCAUGCAUUUCAUUUUAUUUCAUAGCAUAGAUUUUUUUAAUGAAAGCUCUACUCCUAUUGAAUUUCCUAUGUGUUGUCAUUGAGUUAAAUGUGGAUAAGUUGAGGCUUUUAUCAAAAACCUCCUUAAUCUACUGAGUAACACAAUGCUUAAUAUGAACAUUCUUAUGUAAAUUUGCUUUCAUUUUAGCCAUUUCCCAUGUGUAUUAUUUUGUAUCAUUUGGAAUUUCAGCUUAAUAACAAUCACUGUGAUAAAUUUGAUUUCUUCCUUCUCCCCAGCCAAAUGCAAUAAUAAUGACUAAAACUGGUUGAUGUGUCAUCCUGUUAGAUAUCAGGAUGGAAGAAUAAGGGUAAACUUGUACCAAAAUGGCAUAAUUUGUGGUAAAGAUUAUUGUUUUUUAAAAGUAGCAUUUACUGAUUCACUCAUGCACAUUAAUGUGUUUGUCAUAUUUUCUUAUGCUUACCCUUGCAAUAUGGCCUUCAUAGUAAAGUGUAUGCUUCCUAAUACAUGCAGUAUGGGAUUUUGAAGCUUUUGUAAUUUUUAAUUCGCUGUAUAUGGUCUUACGGUUCUGGCAUAAUGCACUUUAUAAAAGGAAAGAAAACUAAGCAUUUCCAUAGUAAUGUGCAAACUAUAAUUACACCUUAUGCAGAUUUUUUCAGAUGAAUUUUGGAACCACACCUGUUUAUUUUGUCCUGAAAGAGGUAUUAAACCCAAUUUAAAGUAA
This is a messenger RNA of Strigops habroptila (Kakapo), 4816 nucleotides long. It is a transcript of the gene ADSS1, whose product is annotated as adenylosuccinate synthase 1. NCBI's taxonomy places the organism in Eukaryota, Metazoa, Chordata, Aves, Psittaciformes, Psittacidae. Gene Ontology annotation, cellular component: cytoplasm. The coding region runs from base 131 to 1495 and encodes 454 amino acids. Gene Ontology annotation, biological process: IMP metabolic process; 'de novo' AMP biosynthetic process. The transcript is spliced from 13 exons. The record is from RefSeq and is a predicted model, not a curated record. Gene Ontology annotation, molecular function: adenylosuccinate synthase activity; GTP binding.